Messenger RNA from Thelazia callipaeda (thelaziosis nematode), 3399 nucleotides. NCBI's taxonomy places the organism in Eukaryota, Metazoa, Nematoda, Chromadorea, Rhabditida, Thelaziidae. The record is from the annotation of a GenBank genome assembly.
AAUAGGAUGGAAUCUCCAGAAGCACCAGUCACUCCAGCACUUUUUCGUCAUGGCGACCAGUCGACAGCAAUGAAUAUAUCGGACAGUGAAACUCCGUAUACAUCAAGCACGCCAGAUUUACAUAAAGUUCAGUCAACAGCAACUUUCGUUGAUCAUCCUUCAACUUCACGUGCGUGUACAGCUGAACCGUUAGGAAAUAAUAUUCCAGAUCGACCGGAAGUCUUCUCCCUUUCAAAACGUAAAUCACGUUCAGUUGCUGAUGUAUUUUCCGCCCUUGAUAAAGAUAAAGAACAGAAAUCGAUUGUAGUUGAGUCAAAUUAUGAUUAUACUCCUAAGCGCAAAGAUGAAUUAAAUUUGAAGCGCGGAUCAACAAUUAAAGUGAUACGUCGCGAUGGAGAGGAAGGUUGGUGGUACGGAGAAAAAAUGGAUGGGAGCGGAAAAAAAGGAUUUUUCCCUGAAAAUCAUGUACAGCUAGCUAAAGGUUUGGCAAAGGAAAUCGAUCUAAAUGAUGUUAAGUUUACUGGUCUACUCGGGGCUGGUGGAUUUUCAGUGGUGAAAUCGGCAAUUUAUCAGGGACGGGAAGUUGCAGUUAAAACUCCACAUUCAAAAUAUAGCAGAAAAGAAAUAUUAGAAGCUGUUCGAGAAGAAGCAAGUAUUUUUCAAAUGUUAGAUCAUGGAAAUAUUGUCGAAAUGUAUGGUGUGAUCGUUGGAGAUGAACCAGCACUGGUUCUUGAGCUUUGCCGAGAUUCAUUAGCAAAAGUAUGUUCUAGUAAAAAGAAUAUUUCACUUUCGGAAGAAAUAAUUAGCAAUUGGGGUAUUCAAGUUGCUCGCGGAAUGAACUACUUGCAUAGUCUGAAUGUACUUCACAGAGAUCUGAAAGCAGCUAAUGUUCUAAUCAAAGAAAAGGUUUGCGAUUGCUUAUUGAAUUCACAAACAAGCAGCGAUGAACAGCUAACACAUUCGUUCCAAGCCAAAAAUGGAAUUUGUCAGAAAUGUGGUGGUUCAGCGUUAAACUGCCUCACUUUAAAAAUUGCUGAUCUUGGUCUAUCAAAAAAACUGAGAGUUCCUGAUUGUAGGAUGAGUGUUGUAGGUACGAUACCGUAUCUUGCACCGGAAGUAAUUCGUGACCGUAAAUGUUCUAAAGCAAUGGAUGUUUGGAGUUUUGGUCUCGUUCUUUGGGAAGUGUUAACUGGUGCAACUCCUUUUGAAGGUCUUGGUCCAGGAGCUGUGCAAUUACAGAUAGGGACGUUUGUCAAACAAAAAAUUCCCUCGUCUUGUCCUGCAGAUCUGAGACAAAUAAUUGAAAGUUGCUGGCAUGAUGAUCCAUUACAAAGACCAACAUUCAAAGAUCUGAUUAUUGAUUUGGAGAACUUCAGCAACAAAUUCCGAGCAUCAAACCCGUAUGAUCAAACUCUCUUGGAGAAUAGCUUGCACAAAUUAAGAAAAAGUAUGAUGGAAGAAAUAUCAGCGAUUGCUAAUGAAAUGGCGAGAAAAGCAGAAGAGUUGCAAAGACGGGAAGAAAACGUUAAAAAGGGUGAACGAGAAUUGGAACUUAAACGGAUGAUUUUUGAACUGCAACAAACUUUAUCGGAGAGACCACCAAAAGAAAAACCAUUGCCGCCGAAAAGACGGCAGCAUUUGAAGUGCGAGGAUAUAUCAAAACCUUAUGCGAUGAAUGGAGAUGGAAUGGAUGGAGUAGUAAAUGGUGUACCAGUAAAUGAGGAUUGGUCUCAAAUGUCCAACAGUAUGCAUGUGGAUGGAACUGUUCUAGGAUUUGCUACACUACCUCGAAUUCCGAAAAAACUCAUAUUAAAAAGCCAGAAUCUUAAUUGUGUUGGGGACUGUCCAACUCAACAACGAAUGCCAUCAAAAAGUACACCUGAUCUACUGAAGCUUUACCGUCUUCCGCCUCAUAAUGCAAGUCCCAAGCUCAAACGUGUCAAUGCUUGUAAAGUAAAGCGUGAUUCUGCUCGUACUAGUGCCGAAGAAGAGGUAGAUGAACAAUGUGUAGAAGUUAUUAAUGAUAAAGAUUUGGAAAGUCUUCUAGAAAGUACAAGUCAACAGCCGAAAACUUCCUUAGAUCAUUUAGCUACACCACGACGUAUUGUGCAGCUACCACCAUCAGUGAAGAAAUUACCUGCUGAUCAUCAUGUUAGGUCUAGUUCUGCUGCUGAUGACCGUCCGCGUUCGAAAAUGAGUAGAGAGGAAGAUCGUGGAUUCUUUCGUAAUAUUUUCAAACGUGACGCAAAAGAACGAGCAGGUCAUAGUAGUGGAAGUUUGUCCAAACUAGCAGUUGUGUCUUCACCGCGAAGUUCAUGCAUUGUUGGGUCAUCCAUCAUUUCGAAAGCUAUGGCAGCACCAUCAAGACAUUAUGUAGUCAAAAGUCCGACAAAGCCAAUAAAAAUGGGAAAGAAGAAAAAGUGUACAGCUGAUGCACAAAUCGACAAAUAUGAUUUGACGGAAAAUUCGAAAACAUUUGUGAAACGUAGUGAGCGUCGUAAUAGUUCGACGCCUUCACAAACCAAUGCAGUAUAUCCCACCAAAAGUAGUCCGGUAUCAGUAUAUUCUUCUAAUGAUGAAUUAUAUAUCGGAAAACGAAUGGCAUAUGAAAAAUUGUCAGAAGUUAUGGAUCCAGGAAUCAUCGAGAACCCUUCAUAUAUUUCACCAAAACAUUUCCCUCCACGUGAUCGAGCAUCUACUUCAGCAGCUACCAGAAUAUGUUUUAGUCCGGCAGUUAUGGAAAACUUCACAUACAAGCCGCCAAGUGAAAUUGCAGUCUCACACAAUGUUGUGAUGCAAGUUUCUUUAGAUAACCCUGUUGAAAGAGGUGUUGAUAUGUAUGUAGCAAAGCAUUCGUAUUAUUCACCUGUUAACGAAAAUGCUCCAUUUAAUGAAGAUUCAGCGCUAACUAAUCAGUCUUUGCUUCAUGGCGUUACAAUAAAUGGCCGAGAUUUGUGUUCACCUCUGUUGACAGUUCAGCAAACUUCGCUGAACGUGCCUUCACCAUCUGUUGUUGACGAAUGUGGCACUGACAUGAGUUUUUCCUUAUGUGAUGGUACUGAUUCUGGUGUCAAAAGUGAGCAAGAAGAUUUCGAGGAUCCACCAAAAAUUCAGGCUCCCACUCUUCCUGGGGUUAUAGGAUUUCGACCACAACGACCAUAUACAUUAGAUCUCAAUCUGCCGUCGACUCCUGCUGAAAGUGGAAUAAGUACUUCGGAAAGUCCUUAUCGUAGUUUUCCGAGUAUUGAUCACAUGUCUCAAGAUAAUACCCCGCCACCUAUUAUGGAUUCGACGCAACGAUCGGCACCACCAAUACCACCGCGUAUAAAUGUGAAACGUCCAGAAGAUGAACAGGUAGGGCAACGUCAAAAAUUAAGUCCCGUUUCGCAGUCACCUUGA